This is a messenger RNA of Ruditapes philippinarum (Manila clam), 772 nucleotides long. RefSeq lists its product as uncharacterized. The record is from RefSeq and is a predicted model, not a curated record. The transcript has 2 exons. The coding region runs from base 125 to 550 and encodes 141 amino acids. Lineage: Eukaryota; Metazoa; Mollusca; Bivalvia; Venerida; Veneridae.
AUGUUUUCGACGGUUGUGGUUAUUUCCCUUUAUUUCUGUGAUCUCGCGUGAUUUUACUUAGCUCCGCCCACCCGGAAAUAAACAUAACCUGGAUACAUGACGCUAAACUGUCAACUGAAACAAAAUGGAAAUUAGACAGCCUCAGACGUAUGUGCGAGGCAAAUACAGAUCAUAUUCUGCCAAUGAUUUGCAAGAGGCAUAUAAUAUUGUUAUGCAACAAGGUUUACCAGUAGAGAGAGUUGCAAAACGUUAUAACAUUCCAAUCACUACACUUAAAGACAGGGUGAAGGGCAGGGUUCACAUUGACACUUUGAGGUCUGGUCCACAGACAAUGUUUACACAGGAACAAGAAGCUUUCCUCUGUAAUCACUUGAUAACCAUGGCUGAGAUAGGUUACGGCUAUUCUAGGCAGGAAACUAUAAACCUUGCUACUGAUUAUGCCAUUCAUUUGGGAAUCCGUGACAGAAAUAAGCCAUUCAGCCUUACAUGGUUGUAUAGCUUUCUAGAUAGGUGGCCUAACCUUAAGAUAAAAAAAAACACGCAGUCUUGAAAUUGCUCGGGCAAAGUCAGCAACACGUCCUACUAUUGUCAGAUACUUUAAUGAGCUAGAGUCAAUUUUAGACAAGUACAACUUGAAAGAUAAGCCAUCACGUAUCUACAAUAUUGAUGAAAAAGGCUAAAGUCUUGAACAUAAACCCCCAAAGAUUAUUGCAGGUGCACAGUAUAAGGCACAAGCAGUUACAGCUGGUAGGUCAAAGAUAGUAACAGUUAU